Molecule: messenger RNA, 959 nt
Organism: Salarias fasciatus (jewelled blenny)
Lineage: Eukaryota; Metazoa; Chordata; Actinopteri; Blenniiformes; Blenniidae
Gene: tnmd
Product: tenomodulin
Exons: 7
Coding region: 57-959 (300 amino acids)
Biological process (GO): negative regulation of endothelial cell proliferation; negative regulation of angiogenesis
Source: RefSeq, a predicted model, not a curated record
GUGAGUCUUUUCCCCAGCUGAGAGGAGCGGAAAGAUUCCUGCCCUGGUCUUGCAUCAUGGAGGCUCGCAGUCAGUCCAGCAGUCAACAAAUUUUGUGGAAAGAUGUGGAGGCUGGGAAAGAAAAGAAGGCCAGGUAUCACAGCUACCAGCGCGUGGCUUUGGUCCUGGCUCUGGUCUUCCUGGUCUUGGCUCUGUGUGUCUUCAGCCUGAGAUAUCUGUGGGGCCCCAGUCUGGGGAAGGUGUACGAUCAUCAGUACAAAGCCGUGCUGGACGGCGUGGAGACAGACAGUACAAUGGAGAUUGACCCGGGCCAGCGUGUGGAGAUCUUCAGGAUGGGGAACGGAAGCCACGAGGUUCUGGAGGUGCACGACUUCAAGAACGGAAUCACUGGGAUCCGGUUUGCCGAACAUCAGAGGUGCUACAUCAGGACCCAAACCAAGAAGCUACCCACAGUGGCAGAGGUGGAGGCUGAGGACACAGAGCUACUGCAGGUGGACGAGGCCGGGGAGGCCGUGGAAACGAAGGUGGAGGAUUCCCAAGUGUGGGUUCCUGCCGAGGAGCCCAUCGUUAACCCAGCCUUCCUCCUCGACUCCAAGAUCUGGGAGAUUUGCCAGCAGCUGCCCAUCCACUGGAUCCGUCCCUCCCCCCUGAGCGAUGCCGAGGUUGGAAACGUGGACGCUCCCGACGCGGAGGCCACGGGCCAGCGUUUCACCCGCGACGUCCUGGACCACCUUCCCGUUAACGACUAUAGAGACGUCGGAAUCGAGCUGGAUAGCCGUCUGGACGACCGCGGCUACUGCUGCCAGCACUGUCGCCGUGGUUACCGCUACUGCCGCCGCUACCACGAGCCCCUGGGUGGCUUCAACCCCUGGCCCUACUACUACCAAGGAGGCCGGGUCAUCUGUCAGAUUGUCAUGCCCUGCAACUGGUGGAUCGCCCGCAUGCUGGGGAGGAUCUGA